CAACAACUUGUUGAAUUUCAUUCCCAAGGGUCAGGGGUAUACACUGACAGUGGACGGAGUUCUCGCUUUGAAACUAAGGUCUAUCAGGCAGAAUAUCAACACAUCUCUCGUCCACCGCAUUGCCAUCAGAGUCUGACUCGGAUUUCCAGACAGCGAAGUUGACCACACAUACCGGAACUUCUCGCUCAGAUGACCGUGACUAAGAUCACACUGUUUGACAUACCAACGACGCUACCUGUUCCUACGUCGCCAAAUACCUGGAAAGUGAGGAUUGCACUGAAUUUCAAGGGACUACAUUACACCACUCGAUGGGUCGAGACGGCUGACAUCGAGACCGUCUGCCGCCAGCUCGGUAUACCACCGACCAGCACGUCCCCGUCUGGCGCACCCAAGUAUACCCUCCCCGCCCUCAUAGACGAGACCCGCUCCACCGUCAAGCUAUCCGACUCAACCCCCAUCAUUGCAUAUCUCGAAAGCACCUACCCAGACCCAGACCCACGCAGGGCCCUCUACCCCGCGGACACGCGUGCUCUACAAGCCCUCUUCGAGGCGCACGUCGCGCAGCGCAUCACGGCACGCCUCAUACCCGUCAUGGUCAUGCACAUGUACGACAAGAAGACACCCCGCGACCGCGUCGACUUCCGUAGACGCAUGGAAGCCGCGUUCGGGAAGCCGCUCGAGGACAUCGAACUCAAAGGGAAUGCCAGAGAAGAGGCAUGGCGCGAGCUCGAGGGAGCGUUCGACGAGCUGGCCGUGUACAAGGAGAAGAGCGGUGGUGUGUACUUCACGGGCGGUCAAUUCUCGGUGGCGGAUCUGACACUCGUGGGCAUUAUCCUGGCCAUGCGGUACGAUAGCCCAGAUGAGGCGUGGCCGAAGUUGCAAGAGUGGAACAAGGGAGAGUGGAAGCGGUACAUGGACGCGUUCGAGGAGUAUCUCCUUGUGAGAUGAGCGCACGGUGAGCAUACGGUGAGCUAUGGUGCCCCCGUUUGGUACAACGAUCGCGUAACCACCCCCUGUUGAUUGAUGCAUACAAUAGGACUCGGAGCUCCGUUAUCUCUUCCCGAACGACAUUCACGUUCAUGUCUCUGUGUGAAGGUGUGCUCUACCGACCAAUAUAGUUGCUUGUGGUCUGGACUCCAGACGACAGUCAUCGUUAUAGCACUGAACAAGAACGGUUCACGAACAG
Coniophora puteana RWD-64-598 SS2 is the source of this 1186-nucleotide messenger RNA. RefSeq lists its product as uncharacterized. Bases 190 to 948 code for a protein of 252 amino acids. The record is from RefSeq and is a predicted model, not a curated record. Gene Ontology annotation, biological process: glutathione metabolic process; L-phenylalanine catabolic process. NCBI's taxonomy places the organism in Eukaryota, Fungi, Basidiomycota, Agaricomycetes, Boletales, Coniophoraceae. Gene Ontology annotation, molecular function: maleylacetoacetate isomerase activity; glutathione transferase activity. The transcript is spliced from 3 exons.